Molecule: messenger RNA, 1240 nt
Organism: Drosophila arizonae
Lineage: Eukaryota; Metazoa; Arthropoda; Insecta; Diptera; Drosophilidae
Gene: twit
Product: target of wit
Source: RefSeq, a predicted model, not a curated record
GGCCGCACACAGUUGGUAUUCGGACGAGCAAGCGUUUGCAUCGCGCACAGUUUGAACUACAGUCAGAGAGUCACAUAAAAGAGCUCCUGUCUGGCAUUGAGAAGCCACACAAAGGAUAAACACACAAGGAAUUCGAUAGUCCUCGCUACGUCUUGUUCACCGGAAAGCCGGCGCCAUUGUGUCGCCAAACCGUCUACGUGCCUUGUAGAGAGAUUUUUAGCUAGCAUUCCAGCGCCCAGAAAUCUAAUACCAAACCGCAACUAUGUCAGCGCCCAUUAAGCUAAUAAUUGCUGGCUUCUGCCUGCUGGCCACCGCCUACAAUAUCCGAGCACACGAACAUCAGCAUUUGCAGUGCUGGCACUGCAGCUCGAGCACCAUUGGCUCGGAGGACUUUUGCGAUGUGACAUUCCAGGAGGAUAACAUACCCACGGAACUGAUCAAGGAGCGCAAUAUAAAUCUGUUGCGCAGCUGCAACAGCUCCAUCAACUCCGAUCACGAGCGUGCCGUUUGCCGCAAAACCGUUGAGGAGUACGAUGGCAAAAUCGUAACCAAACGCUUUUGCUACUACACCAACAAAUCGGAUCCCGUGGAGCUGUGCAAUGUGACGACCCCGGAGAAGAAUGUGCGGCGAAUAUUCUGCGAGGAUUGCCUGACUGAUCGCUGCAAUGGCGCCGCUGGCCUCGCAGCCAUCUUUGCGGCCAUUUUGUUGCCGGCCAUGGCACUGGCCAACCAGUUGGCCAACUAAGAUGGCCAUGUCCCUCGGUCGUAUCUCUAUUUUUAGUUAAAACGUGAUAUUUUAUUUAGCUAGCCCCACAGCUGAGCCAUUCGCUGAUUAACAUUAAAAUUUUACUUAGUUUAGUUAUAGGCGUAUUAUACUUUCGUAGUCCCUUGUAGUCCCCAUUUUAUGUUAGGUUUUAAUCUAUAAUUAUUUGAUUCGUUUAGUGAAUUACUUUAGGGUGCAUUUCAUGAUUUGCUUCAGUCGUUUUUAACCCAAACAACACUCCGAUAAAUAAAUUAGCCAAAUAGCUUAGCUUAACAAUCGAAUAUUAACUUCAACAACAGCAAGCCACGCUCUAUAAACGAUAAAGUACCACAAUAACAAUAAUAAUAAUAWUAAUGAUAUUGAUAGUAAAUUAAUGUUGAAAUGUACAACUCAAAACACCGUAUACAUUCUUCAAUGUAUUUAUCACAAUUGUAUAAACUAUAAAUCUGACACCGAAUAAAUUCCUUAUCUAUCUGA